AUGUUCUCAUCAAAGUCUGGUAUAAAGUUGUUGCUCCUCGUCGUGCUGAUUGCGCUACUCGCCCAAGAUGGCGAGAGUGGCAAAAAAGUCGUUCGCAUGCGCUAUAAGAUAGGCGACUGGAGACCACACUUUGGCUUUCAUCGACCUCACCUGGCUAGCCAGCAUCGCCACCUCAACAGGCCGAGAAAUCACACGUCGAGCUAUAAUACAUCAAUGGCGGCUCGUACCGCAUUAGGCCAUGUGCUAGCGAACAAACCGAUUCUAUUGGAACAGUAUGUGGCUCGACUAGUGAUUGGACACAAGGAACUGUGCAGCGGUAUCAUAGUCAGCCCUACCUUGGUGCUGACAGUCGUCACUUGUAUAGUCAAUGUGCCAUUGGACCAAUUGCAGGUCAAGCUCCAAGACGGAUCUCUGUAUGCGGUGAACGAUGCAACCACUGCCCCGGGCUACUCACUGGAUGAGGAACAUCUCACUUUGUUGCAUCUUACAUCGAGUAUGGAUCAUAUGUAUGAGCAACGACCACCAAUUUGCUGGCAAGCUAUCAAUGCACCACACAAAGUGAUUAUCUGGAGCUUAAAUAGACAAAAAACGUUUACGAAAACAAAGGAUGUGCCAUUGAUAGCUACGAAUUCUUGCAAAGAAAUUCUACACAGCAAAAAUGGCACCGAUAAUCAUGAUGGUACCAUUUGUGUAAUGAACAAAAAGAUUACCAAGAAAUGUGAACCCACCUUUGGGUUGCCAUAUGAGUGGCAGGGAAAAUUCUGCGGGAUCAACCUAUUGGGCCACAACUGCCCUAAUCCGAGAUCUGUUGAUGUCUACGUACCCCUUAUAGACAAGAAACUAUAUGUCGCAAAAAAAGUUAUAGCGCUUAGGAACACUAAGCUGGAAGACGAGCUGAUCUGAUUUUUAAUUUCCAAAUUAUAUCCAGUUGCUGGCCGAAUCAAACGGCAAAUAUGAAAUUAAAUUCUUUUGCCUCA
Messenger RNA from Scaptodrosophila lebanonensis, 977 nucleotides. RefSeq lists its product as uncharacterized. Gene Ontology annotation, molecular function: serine-type endopeptidase activity. Lineage: Eukaryota; Metazoa; Arthropoda; Insecta; Diptera; Drosophilidae. Gene Ontology annotation, biological process: proteolysis. Bases 1 to 903 code for a protein of 300 amino acids. The record is from RefSeq and is a predicted model, not a curated record. The transcript has a single exon.